UGGUACUCGACAUCAUCUUUCGGAUACUAUGCAGGCAGCGUAUCAUAAAGGAAUGCCGAAAGCUUUGUAUCGCCGGACCUUCGUCUACGUAUUUUGACACCCUUCGGGAUAGAGAACAUGGGCUGGUUAUUUGGGGGCCGUCGACCGAAUGAAAUGCGAGACCAACUUCGGGUCAUGAUAUCCAGUGCUAUUGAGAACCCGAUACUUGCAAAUGGCCGAUUCGCACCCCGUGACGGACUCGCAGCGAUUUGGACAGUGGAGACACUUGAAGCCUUCUUCCAGAGUUAUAAGCUAUCCUUUCCACCAGCGUCCAUCCGAAAAAUUCGCAGUAAUUUCCUGCAAACAAUAUCAAUUCUGAUAUAUAUCAACUGGGAUGGCUGGGCGCGGUUUAAUGAGAUGUUCUUUUUAUAUCAGGGGCCUGAGACAACUCGGGAUCGCACUGAUCGCAGAAUCAGACACUAUGAUAUCCAGACCUUGACUAGGGAGGACUUUCUAGGCCCAGAGGCUGGCGGCCCGUUCUUGGACACCCGCAGCAUCUUCUGCCCGAUCGAUAUCGAAGAAGGAAGCGUUUCGACUUGGGACGAUGGUUGGAGACUUCCGUUCCUUGCAGCAAAGUCCGAACGACGGGGAGGUGGAGGGUCUGGAAAGGUUACCAAGGAGGUUAUCGCGGCAAGGCACUACUGCUCAAAGAGCGGCAUUACAACGACCGAGGUCGAGGUUGCUCGCAAAGAGUUCAACUCCAAGAUCGACUUCGACAGGGAGAGACUGAACCUGGCUAAGCUUGCUAAAUGCAUCGCACAGCAUAAACAUGUGGCGCUUCCUAUUGCCACGAUUACCGUCGGGCACCAGCACAACAUGUUGUUCCCCCUGGCGCAAAUGGACCUCGAGAAAUUCCUCCAAGGACACUUGCAGCCACCAGAGAUGUGCGAUAUGAACGAUCUUCUCGACGAAGUGACAAAUGUGGUGGACGCUCUGGACCAUCUGCACAACCGGCUCGGUGUCUCCAUUCACGGCUAUCACAUGGACUUGAAGCCCGCUAAUAUCUUGGUUUAUCCGGAUUCUGAGCUGACGGAACGGCCAGGGGUUGGAAAAUGGAAGAUAACCGAUUUUGGCCUUUCCAUAAUCACCCCGGCGGGGAGGCGAGGUAGUGGAGAUGGCCUUGCUAGGGAUCGAGUCACCGAGACGAAGACCCAUCUACGGCGGAUGCAUGGCACUUACCAGGCACCGGAAGUUUGCAGUGGGCCUGGGCUAAGCCGGCGAAGCGACGUUUGGUCAUUUGGGUGUAUCCUGGUCCGGGUUCUUGCGUUUAAACUGGACGGGGUCGACGGACUUCGUGCUUUAGACGAUCUCCGGCGAAAGGCGGAUGAUACUAUUGGAUACUGUGAUAAUGAUUACUUCGCCAGGGGUGACCCGCCUGUGCUUAACCCGCAUAUUGAGAACUGGAUAAACGGCCUGGCGCAUCGCAGCCGAGAAGACUGCCCGGAGGAGUUCCUUAACGGCUGUGUGAAGCUACUCUUGUCCAUUCUAAAGAUCGACAAGAAUGCGCGCCCGUCUGCAUCGGAAGUCAAGGAAGAGCUGGGGUCCCUUAAAGCCCUUCUCAAUGUACAUCAACGACCCGCCUCGCCGUCAGAACCCAGUUCUGAAGAGGGGAGCUCUGAAUCCUUCCCCCCGUCGACCCAGCCCUCGACUCUAUAUGGAAAUAGUCUAGACCUAGCCUUUUCAACAGAGAGACUUGUUCAAGCUAUAAAGAACAACGACCUCAGUGGCAUUGAGCAAAUGUGUUGCCGCGGAACAAGGAAACGAAGAAGUUGUUCAGUUCCUACUUAACGCUGGGGCCAAUGUUGAUGCAAAAUCUGCAGGGGGCAAAACCCCCCUAUUAAUAGCAGUACGAGAAGGACACGAUAGGAUAGUCCAGAUCCUCCUAGAUCAAAGCGCCAGCUGCACGGCGUUCUCCAAUG
Messenger RNA from Aspergillus versicolor CBS 583.65, 1958 nucleotides. RefSeq lists its product as uncharacterized. The transcript is spliced from 4 exons. Bases 118 to 1827 code for a protein of 569 amino acids. Lineage: Eukaryota; Fungi; Ascomycota; Eurotiomycetes; Eurotiales; Aspergillaceae. The record is from RefSeq and is a predicted model, not a curated record. Gene Ontology annotation, molecular function: ATP binding; protein serine/threonine kinase activity. Gene Ontology annotation, biological process: peptidyl-threonine phosphorylation; peptidyl-serine phosphorylation.